Rhipicephalus sanguineus (brown dog tick) is the source of this 673-nucleotide messenger RNA. It is a transcript of the gene ix, whose product is annotated as mediator of RNA polymerase II transcription subunit 29. Bases 40 to 606 code for a protein of 188 amino acids. Gene Ontology annotation, cellular component: mediator complex. Gene Ontology annotation, biological process: regulation of transcription by RNA polymerase II. The transcript is spliced from 4 exons. Lineage: Eukaryota; Metazoa; Arthropoda; Arachnida; Ixodida; Ixodidae. The record is from RefSeq and is a predicted model, not a curated record. Gene Ontology annotation, molecular function: transcription factor binding; transcription coregulator activity.
UUGGCUGAAAAUAUUUUCACGUCCGCGUUUGUUGUCAAAAUGGCUACCCCCAUGCAAGGUUUGCCUGCCGGGGGCUCCGUCCCUCCAGGCGGACCUCCCAAUCCAUCUAUGCCGCCUCAACAUCCAAAUCAACCUCAGGCAGGUCAUUCCUCGCAAGGGCAAACGUCCACAACCGAGGUCAAGUUCGACAACGUGGCCAAAGUGAAGGCUCUUGUGUGGUCCCUGAAAGACGCACUUUCGAACCUGGUGAGGGUGGCAGCUACGAACAUAUAUCAUACAGCUGCAGUGGACAAUGGAGUGCGAGCGAACACAUCAGACGAGUCGACGCCUCCGCGACUGGACAAGGCUCUCGAAGAUUUCUUCUCGAUUUGCAACCAGAUCGAGCUGAAUCUUCGGACCAUCCAGGAGUGUGCACUGCAGCUGCGAGACAGUCACCAGUACCUGCCCGUGCCCGUCGUGGCAACCAAGCCAGACCCGAGCAAUCCACAGGACGGCACGCUCUCCUACAGUCAGUACAUCAACACCAUUCGUGCACAGGUCAGCUUUGCCAAGGCUGUUCAGGACGUUCUCAACGAAGGUGCCCGAAGAAUCAACCAACCAGAAUAGCCUGCCUUCGGGUGAUUGCACAUUCGCAGCAUAUACGUGUACUAGUUGUUUUUUGGUAGUACUAACU